AUGCCAUUAUUCGGAUCAGGUAAACCACAAAAGGAAGAUGAAAACAUGAACACUUCCCCCACAAAGGAAGAUUCCAGUAAACCAGAUUUAGUCGACACUCUCCAAAACGCUGCUACUGAACUGCAAGAAAAACACCAUUUCCAUUUAUUUGAAGGUAUGUCAGGUAAGAAUAAGGAUGAUGAUGAUAUGGAAGAUUUCAUAAACCUUGUCGGUUGA
Hemisphaericaspora subhashii is the source of this 216-nucleotide messenger RNA. RefSeq lists its product as uncharacterized. Lineage: Eukaryota; Fungi; Ascomycota; Pichiomycetes; Serinales; Debaryomycetaceae. The record is from RefSeq and is a predicted model, not a curated record. The transcript has a single exon. Bases 1 to 216 code for a protein of 71 amino acids.